AUUUAAUUUAGUUGUUUCCGUUGCGUGCAACAAAAAAAGCGAAACUCUCGUCGUUUACCUUUUAUCACUUUUCACGGAUCCUUCUCUCUCUGUCUGUCUCUCUCUCUCCCCCUUCUUCUUCAAACCAUUUCUUAAACACUCUCAUUGAUCACCAAAACCAAAAUCAACCCAAACACAAAGCCAUAAUCUCCCAAAACCCAUUUCCAAAUUCGAAACUCCACAAUUUCAUUGCAGAUCUUCCGAAUCUGGCUCCGAACUCUCCAUGUUUUCAUGACCAUGCCACUCCUUUGACUUUGACUUUGAAACUAGAAUCAGAUUAGGCAGAGAUUCCAUGGGUCUCUGCGUUUCAAAGGCUCAUUCCGAGUCUCUCUCUCCUUCUCACAACAACAAUUCCAAACAAGAACCAGAAUCAGCAUCCGUCAAUGGUGGCAAGAAGUCCCCGUUCUUCCCGUUCUACAGCCCUAGCCCGGCUCACUACCUCUUCUCCAAGAAGUCUCCGGCGAGAUCUCCGGCCCGGACAGGGUCGGAAUCGACGCCGCGGCGGUUCUUCAAGCGGCCUUUCCCACCGCCGUCGCCAGCAAAGCACAUAAAGGCGGUGCUGGCGCGGCGGCAGGGGUCAGUGAAGCCGAACGAGGCGAGCAUACCGGAGGGAAGUGAGGCCGGCGGCGAUGACGGCGUGGCGGUUGCCCUGGACAAGAGCUUCGGGUUCUCGAAGCAUUUCAAGAACAAGUACGAACUUGGGAGUGAAGUUGGGCGAGGGCAUUUUGGGUACACUUGUUCUGCUAAGUUCAAGAAGGGAGACCUCAAGGGUCACCAGGUUGCUGUCAAGGUUAUCCCCAAAGCUAAGAUGACAACUGCAAUUGCUAUUGAGGAUGUGAGAAGGGAAGUGAAAAUAUUGAGAGCUUUGACGGGACAUAAGAAUCUAGUACAGUUCUAUGAUGCAUAUGAAGAUCACGAUAAUGUCUAUAUAGUAAUGGAAUUGUGUGAAGGAGGUGAGCUGUUGGAUAGAAUACUAUCAAGAGGAGGGAAAUACACCGAAGAAGAUGCAAAAGCUGUCCUCACGCAAAUUCUGAAUGUUGUUGCAUUUUGCCAUAUGCAGGGUGUUGUGCACCGUGAUCUUAAACCCGAGAACUUCUUGUUCGCAUCCAAAGAUGAGAACUCAGAGCUGAAGGCCAUAGACUUUGGGUUGUCGGAUUUCGUUAAACCAGAUGAAAGGCUUAAUGAUAUUGUUGGUAGUGCAUACUAUGUGGCUCCUGAAGUUCUACAUAGAGCUUACAGUACUGAGGCCGACAUCUGGAGUAUUGGUGUAAUCGCGUAUAUUUUAUUAUGUGGCAGCCGUCCGUUUUGGGCACGGACUGAAUCAGGGAUAUUUCGUGCUGUAUUGAAAGCCGAUCCAAGUUUCGAAGAACCUCCUUGGCCUUCUCUGUCGGACGAAGCAAAGGAUUUCGUAAAGCGACUACUAAAUAAAGAUCCAAGGAAAAGAAUGACUGCAGCACAAGCAUUAUGCCAUCCAUGGAUUAAAAAUUAUAAGGAUGUGAAAGCACCCCUCGAUAUUCUAAUGUUCAAGCUCAUGAAGUCAUACAUGCGCUCCUCGUCUUUACGAAAAGCAGCUUUAAGGGCUCUGUCGAAGACGUUAGCUGUUGACGAGCUGUACUAUUUGAAAGAGCAGUUUGCACUUUUAGAACCAAACAAAAAUGGCACCAUUAGCUUAGAAAAUAUCAAAGCGGCCUUGAUGAAGAAUGCAACUGAUGCUAUGAAGGAGUCGCGCAUUCCUGAUUUUUUGGGAUCGCUUAAUGCAUUGCAGUUUAGAAGGAUGGAUUUUGACGAGUUCUGUGCAGCAACUCUUAGUGUUCAUCAACUUGAAGCGCUCGACCGGUGGGAGCAACAUGCUCGCUGCGCCUAUGAGCUUUUUGAAAAGGAUGGAAACAGGUCCAUAGUCAUUGAGGAGCUAGCUUCGGAGCUAGGACUUGGUCCAUCUGUUCCUGUUCACGCAGUUCUCCAUGACUGGAUUAGGCACACUGAUGGAAAACUAAGCUUCCUUGGGUUUGUCAAAUUGCUGCAUGGUCCGUCUCGUAGUCUCGCCAAACCUCAAUAGAAUGAGACCCAAGAGCUUGCGUGUGUUCACCAACCAUGAUGCAUGAUGGAUCUGGUCAAUCAAAAGAAGAAAGAAAGAAAAAAAAAAGAAAAACUAUAUGCUGGUCAAAGCAUCAUCAUCACAUGAAAGAAUAUUUGCUACUUCAACAUUAUAUUUUGCUUAGAAGAAAUCAUCGAAUUGGUGUUUUACAAUCCUUUUUCUUAGGCUAAAUAUCUUGUCCACAUGGAGCAGGAAUCAUAGCCUGCUCCCACAGGCAUUUGUAAUUGUAAUUGUAAUUGUCCACUGUAAAGCUGUAGUGUGUUAAAGUUUCUAGUUUAUAAUAUCUUUUGUGAUUAUUACGGGGAAUGCUAUGGUGUAGAUUGUGAAAAAAUCUAAACCUGUGGACACUGCGAGGAUAGAUUUCCUCGAUGACACCUAUUGCCUAGUUGUUUUUGUCCAUUCACGUGAGUCAAGUACGAUAUCGGCACCAACUGCAAUUGCAGGGAUCUAUACCCAUUAAA
Molecule: messenger RNA, 2595 nt
Organism: Arachis ipaensis
Lineage: Eukaryota; Viridiplantae; Streptophyta; Magnoliopsida; Fabales; Fabaceae
Product: CDPK-related kinase 5
Biological process (GO): protein phosphorylation
Molecular function (GO): ATP binding; protein kinase activity
Source: RefSeq, a predicted model, not a curated record